CACACAUGCAGUUGUAGUAGCACUAGCCUUCCCUCUCAAGCUAGCAUCUCUUGUGUCAGGAGGUUGGAAGAGGUUUUCUGGCUAGUUUCUUCUAGCUGGUCUCUCCUCUUCCUCUUCCUAAACUCCUCACUGAGAUUAAUUAACACCUUAAUUAGUUUUAAGUAGUCUGGUCUAGUCUGUAGCAAUGGCAGGAGGGUUCUUGUCUCUGGCUAACCCGGCGGUCACCCUCUCCGGUAUUGCAGGAAACAUCAUCUCCUUCCUGGUGUUCCUUGCACCAGUGGCGACGUUCGUGCAGGUGUACAGGAAGAAGUCGACGGGAGGGUUCAGCUCGGUGCCGUACGUGGUGGCGCUGUUCAGCUCGGUGCUGUGGAUAUUCUACGCGCUGGUGAAGACGAACUCGAGGCCGCUGCUGACGAUCAACGCGUUCGGCUGCGGCGUGGAGGCGGCGUACAUCAUCCUCUACCUGACGUACGCGCCGCGCCGGGCCAGGCUCCGCACCCUCGCCUUCUUCCUCCUCCUCGACGUCGCCGCCUUCGCCCUCAUCGUCGCCGUCACCCUCUACCUCAUCCCCAAGCCCCACCAGGUCAAGUUCCUCGGCAGCGUCUGCCUCGCCUUCUCCAUGGCCGUCUUCGUCGCCCCCCUCUCCAUCAUCUUCAAGGUGAUCAAGACCAAGAGCGUGGAGUUCAUGCCCAUCGGCCUGUCCGUCUGCCUCACGCUCAGCGCCGUCGCCUGGUUCUGCUACGGCCUCUUCACCAAGGACCCCUACGUCAUGUACCCGAACGUGGGCGGCUUCUUCUUCAGCUGCGUCCAGAUGGGGCUCUACUUCUGGUACCGCAAGCCCGCCAACACCGCCGUGCUGCCGACCACCUCCGACGCCAUGUCCCCGGUCACCAUCCCCGCCGCCGCCGCCACCCAGAGGAUCAUCGAGCUCCCCGCCGGCACGCACGCCUUCACCAUCCUGUCCGUCAGCCCCGUCCCGAUCCUCGGCGUGCACAAGGUCGAGGUGGUGGCCGCCGAGCAGCCCGACGCCGCCGCCGCCGCCGCCGACAAGGACCUCCAGCUGCUGCAGAACAAGCCGGAGGUGAUCGAGAUCGCCGCCGCCGUGUGAUCCACAGCCAUCCCUCUCAUCGACGACGAACACAGAAUCGAUCUCUCUCUACCGACGACGCAGACGAACGAUGGCUGGAAUUAAGCUAGCAGUGUGGAUUAUCAUAUCGAUCUUUAAUUAGUUGGUUAAUUAUUGGAUUAUUACUGUGGUAAGCGUGUGUCAUUAGCUAGUUACUUACUUACUUAAAAAUUACCGUGUUGAUCGUGUCAGGUCGAGUGGUGAUCGAUCAUCUCGACGUAGUUUGCAGCAUGGGUUUGAGUCAAUAAUAAGAAAAGGAUGAGGUAGUA
Oryza brachyantha (malo sina) is the source of this 1395-nucleotide messenger RNA. RefSeq names its product bidirectional sugar transporter SWEET11. Gene Ontology annotation, molecular function: sugar transmembrane transporter activity. The record is from RefSeq and is a predicted model, not a curated record. Bases 185 to 1108 code for a protein of 307 amino acids. Gene Ontology annotation, biological process: carbohydrate transport. The transcript has 5 exons. NCBI's taxonomy places the organism in Eukaryota, Viridiplantae, Streptophyta, Magnoliopsida, Poales, Poaceae. Gene Ontology annotation, cellular component: membrane.